AUGAGGUACUGUAUAAUAGGAGCUGGAAUGGCAGGAAUGGCUGCUGCUAGACGUGUGUUCGAAAUUGGAGAAGAGGUUGUUAUUUUCGAACGCAACAACCAAAUAGGAGGAACCUGGAUAUAUACCGAUAACGUAGGAACAGAUCGUUAUGGCCUUCCCAUUCAUACCAGCAUGUAUCGAGGACUCCGAACAAAUUUGCCUAAAGAAGUGAUGGGAUACCCUGAUUUUCCUGUACCCGCACAAAAGAAUUCAUACAUAGACUCCAAAGAUAUAUUAUCGUUUAUUCGACUUUACGCUGACCGCUACGACAUCAAAAGAUAUAUCAAGUUUGCGCACCAUGUUAUACAAGUCCAUCCUACAAAGGAUGGACAAUGGAUUGUCGAAGUGGAGAAUCUCGCGGAACAGCAGAAACUUUUUUAUAGGUUCGAUUUUCUAUUUAUAUGUAACGGUCAUUAUCACACUCCAAACAUACCAUGCAUAAAAGGAAGUAAUCGUUUCCAAGGACAGCAACUGCACAGCCAUGAUUAUCGGAACGCCGAUCAUUACGAAGACAAAGCAGUACUCGUGAUUGGAGCUGGUCCCUCCGGGAUGGACAUUGCGUUAGAAUUAACGAAAAAGGCUCGUCGUGUAACAAUUAGUCAUCACAUGGAAUUGUUAACCUUUGCGUUUCCUUCAAACCUAAAUCAACAAACAGACGUUUCUUUGUUUACGGAAAACGGGGCAAAAUUCACCAACGGGCAUGAAGAAUCCUACGAUGUAAUUUUGUACUGUACAGGGUUUCGAUAUAAUUUUCCUUUUCUUGGCGUAGAUUGCGGAAUACAUGUGGAUGAAAAUCACGUAAAACCACUCUACAAGCAUUGUAUCAAUAUAAACCAUCCUACAAUGGCAUUCAUUGGCUUGCCCUUUUACGUCUGUGCUGCUCAAAUGAUGGAUCUGCAGGUGCGAUUUUGCUUGAAAUAUUUCAAAGGCGAGCUAAGCUUACCGACCCAGAACGAAAUGCUCGAAGAUAUGAUGGAAGAAAUCGAAGAUCGCUUGCGGCGCGGCUUUAAAAAACGACAUGCCCACAUGAUGGGUCCAGAACAGGACCAAUAUUACAACAAACUAGCAAGAACAGCUGAUCUUGAGACAAUUGCUCCAGUUAUGACAAAGCUGCACAACGAAAGUAGUCAACGAUUUAUCGAUAAUUUGAUAGAUUUUCGAAAUGAUAUAUUUAGAAUUAUUGAUAAGGACAACUUUGAAUACAUUAAUAAUACUUUAUAUGACAUAAAAUAA
This is a messenger RNA of Anopheles nili, 1272 nucleotides long. RefSeq names its product senecionine N-oxygenase-like. The coding region runs from base 1 to 1272 and encodes 423 amino acids. Gene Ontology annotation, molecular function: flavin adenine dinucleotide binding; NADP binding; N,N-dimethylaniline monooxygenase activity. The transcript has 2 exons. The record is from RefSeq and is a predicted model, not a curated record. Lineage: Eukaryota; Metazoa; Arthropoda; Insecta; Diptera; Culicidae.